CAGAGAGUUGAGAGUACUUAGAUUGAGUGCCAUCUUUUGCCCCCUUGUCUACACAAAGAUGUGACAAUGAGCACUAAAUGUUUUUGCGGAGCUUCAGGUUAUUUGGUUAGAGAUCUAGUCUUGAAGUUUAUUGAUAUUGUUGCAUAUUUUUGUUCUGUUUCCUCAUGUCUGUGGUUUUCUUCUCACUUACUAAGUUAAGACAGGAUUUCCUGGUCUCAGACACUUCAUUUCAUGCUUUCGCUAUUAAGAGAAAAUAAAUCCUUUUCACAAACAACACCAAAGGAGACUCUGCAUCUAUCAUCCAUCUCAGGCAUUACUGGCAUCAUUGCUCAUGGCUUGCUUCACAAUGCUUCUGCUUCAGCUGUUGAUAAGUCUCUUGCUGAUCAGCCUUUCUCAUGGUGACCACUGUCCUCUUCAGCUCGACCCACAGAGAGCUGUUGUGAGAUAUGGCGGUUCUGUUGAAGUUACCUGUAACACUUCAGUCGCCCAUAAAGGGAUGGGAUGGGAAGCCAGUGAGGGAGGAGUGCCUAUGACCAAAAAACAGAAUCUGAUCACAUGGAGAGUGUCAGAACUGACAGAAUGGGACAUAAAGCCAUUCUGCUACAUAAAUCCAAACAAAGGUGCACAGUGUCUAAUAGAGCUCCCGGUCACAGUUUACAAGACUCCAGACAGUGUGUCCAUCAGCACUGUGAAUCACAGAGGACCAAUGAUAGAGGGACAGCAGUAUGAGCUCCAGUGUGACGUUCAUGAUGUGGCUCCUGUUCAGUAUCUCACUGUCAAAUGGUACAAAAAUCAGACUCGGCUGAAUCAAACCACCUUCAGUGACACUGACAAGACUCCAGAGAAUAAAACUGUCACACUCCUGAUCCGUCCAGACAGAGAUGAUAACAGAGCUCAAUACUGGUGUGAAGCAGAGCUGGAUCUGGGAGCAGAAGGACCUCAACCUUCUCCUAAAUAUUCAUCAAAACCUCUCAGCAUUACUGUAUAUUAUGCUCCAAUAAUUCAGUUUUGUAGAGACUGGUCACCAUUGACAGGGACCUCAUUGGAUUCAUAUCCUUUAAAUUUAUAUUCUGUUGAGGGUAACCCUCAUCCAGACAUCUCCUGGAGACACAAAUCAUCACCUGUCCGUUCCUCUAUGCCUCUUACCAGAUAUGAUUCUGGCCUAUAUGAAAUCAUUGCCAGGAAUGACCUGAAUAAUGUCAGCUGUUUCAUGAACAUAAUAGUCGAGUAUCCUCCAGAACUGAACUGCAACAAGAGCUAUGAAGUAAAAGAAAAAACACCCUUCAAACUUCCUUGCAAAGCCGAUGGAUUACCAAAGCCUGAAUAUUUCCUCUACAAAAAUGGGAAAAUUAUCCAGCAUGACUUUUAUCCCAAUUGGAAUGAUAGUGGCUUGUAUCAAUUAACUGCACAUAACCAACACGGAACUAGUAAUUCUACAUUCACCAUCAAGAUCCUUCAUGCUCCAAUAAUUCAGUUUUGUAGAGACUGGUCACCAUUGACAGGGACCUCAUUGGAUUCAUAUCCUUUAAAUUUAUAUUCUGUUGAAGGUAACCCUCAUCCAGACAUCUCCUGGAGACACAAAUCAUCACCUGUCAGUUCCUCUAUGCUUCUUACCAGAUAUGAUUCUGGCCUAUAUGAAAUCAUUGCCAGGAAUGACCUGAAUAAUGUCAGCUGUUUCAUGAACAUAAUAGUCAAGUAUCCUCCAGAACUGAACUGCAACAAGAGCUAUGAAGUAAAAGAAAAAACACUCUUCAAACUUCCUUGCAUAGCCGAUGGAUUACCAAAGCCUGAAUAUUUCCUCUACAAAAAUGGGAAAAUUAUCCAGCAUGACUUUUAUCCCAAUUGGAAUGAUAGUGGCUUGUAUCAAUUAACUGCACAUAACCAACACGGAACUAGUAAUUCUACAUUCACCAUCAAGAUCCUUCAUGCUCCAAUAAUUCAGUUUUGUAGAGACUGGUCACCAUUGACAGGGACCUCAUUGGAUUCAUAUCCUUUAAAUUUAUAUUCUGUUGAGGGUAACCCUCGUCCAGACAUCUCCUGGAGACACAAAUCAUCACCUGUCCGUUCCUCUAUGCCUCUUACCAGAUAUGAUUCUGGCCUAUAUGAAAUCAUUGCCAGGAAUGACCUGAAUAAUGUCAGCUGUUUCAUGAACAUAACAGUCGAGUAUCCUCCAGAACUGAACUGCAACAAGAGCUAUGAAGUAAAAGAAAAAACACCCUUCAAACUUCCUUGCUUAGCCGAUGGAUUACCAAAGCCUGAACAUUUCCUCUACAAAAAUGGGAAAAUUAUCCAGCAUGACUUUUAUCCCAAUUGGAAUGAUAGUGGCUUGUAUCAAUUAACUGCACAUAACCAACACGGAACUAGUAAUUCUACAUUCACCAUCAAGAUCCUUCAUGCUCCAAUAAUUCAGUUUUGUAGAGACUGGUCACCAUUGACAGGGACCUCAUUGGAUUCAUAUCCUUUAAAUUUAUAUUCUGUUGAGGGUAACCCUCGUCCAGACAUCUCCUGGAGACACAAAUCAUCACCUGUCCGUUCCUCUAUGCCUCUUACCAGACAUGAUUCUGGCCUAUAUGAAAUCAUUGCCAGGAAUGACCUGAAUAAUGUCAGCUGUUUCAUGAACAUAACAGUCGAGCAUCCUCCAGAACUGAACUGCAACAAGAGCUAUGAAGUAAAAGAAAAAACACCCUUCAAACUUCCUUGCUUAGCCGAUGGAUUACCAAAGCCUGAAUAUUUCCUCUACAAAAAUGGGAAAAUUAUCCAGCAUGACUUUUAUCCCAAUUGGAAUGAUAGUGGCUUGUAUCAAUUAACUGCACAUAACCAACACGGAACUAGUAAUUCUACAUUCACCAUCAAGAUCCUUCAUGCUCCAAUAAUUCAGUUUUGUAGAGACUGGUCACCAUUGACAGGGACCUCAUUGGAUUCAUAUCCUUUAAAUUUAUAUUCUGUUGAGGGUAACCCUCGUCCAGACAUCUCCUGGAGACACAAAUCAUCACCUGUCCGUUCCUCUAUGCCUCUUACCAGACAUGAUUCUGGCCUAUAUGAAAUCAUUGCCAGGAAUGACCUGAAUAAUGUCAGCUGUUUCAUGAACAUAACAGUCGAGCAUCCUCCAGAACUGAACUGCAACAAGAGCUAUGAAGUAAAAGAAAAAACACCCUUCAAACUUCCUUGCUUAGCCGAUGGAUUACCAAAGCCUGAAUAUUUCCUCUACAAAAAUGGGAAAAUUAUCCAGCAUGACUUUUAUCCCAAUUGGAAUGAUAGUGGCUUGUAUCAAUUAACUGCACAUAACCAACACGGAACUAGUAAUUCUACAUUCACCAUCAAGAUCCUUCAUGCUCCAAUAAUUCAGUUUUGUAGAGACUGGUCACCAUUGACAGGGACCUCAUUGGAUUCAUAUCCUUUAAAUGUAUAUUCUGUUGAGGGUAACCCUCAUCCAGACAUCUCCUGGAGACACAAAUCAUCACCUGUCCGUUCCUCUAUGCUUCUUACCAGAUAUGAUUCUGGCCUAUAUGAAAUCAUUGCCAGGAAUGACCUGAAUAAUGUCAGUUGUUUCAUGAACAUAACAGUUGAGUAUCCUCCAGAACUGAACUGCAACAAGAGCUAUGAAGUAAAAGAAAAAACACUCUUCAAACUUCCUUGCAUAGCCGAUGGAUUACCAAAGCCUGAAUAUUUCCUCUACAAAAAUGGGAAAAUUAUCCAGCAUGACUUUUAUCCCAAUUGGAAUGAUAGUGGCUUGUAUCAAUUAACUGCACAUAACCAACACGGAACUAGUAAUUCUACAUUCACCAUCAAGAUCCUACUUGCUCCAAUAAUUCAGUUUUGUAGAGACUGGUCACCAUUGACAGGGACCUCAUUGGAUUCAUAUCCUUUAAAUGUAUAUUCUGUUGAGGGUAACCCUCGUCCAGACAUCUCCUGGAGACACAAAUCAUCACCUGUCCGUUCCUCUAUGCCUCUUACCAGAUAUGAUUCUGGCCGAUAUGAAAUCAUUGCCAGGAAUGACCUGAAUAAUGUCAGUUGUUUCAUGAACAUAAUAGUCGAGUAUCCUCCAGAACUGAACUGCAACAAGAGCUAUGAAGUAAGAAAUAAAACACUCUUCAAACUUCCUUGCAUAGUCGAUGGAUUACCAAAGCCUGAAUAUUUCCUCUACAAAAAUGGGAAAAUUAUCCAGCAUGACUUUUAUCCCAAUUGGAAUGAUAGUGGCUUGUAUCAAUUAACUGCACAUAACCAACACGGAACUAGUAAUUCUACAUUCACCAUCAAGAUCCUACAUGCCCCAGUGUUUUAUGACAGCCAAGAGAAAUUUGUUAUGGAAGAAGGCAGCAAUAUAACGCUAGAGUGCAACACCACUGGUAACCCUGAACCUGAGGUGUGGUGGAGCUUCAAAAAUAGGAACAUUUCCACUGGGGGGCGCCACUUUAACAUUGAGAGAGCCACGUCUACCAGUGCUGGAGUUUACACAUGCAGUGCCACGAAUAAAUUUGGACGCAAUGACAAGACCUUCAUAGUGGAGAUAAAAGCUUUGGACUAUGUCUUUCCCAACUACAUUCUAAUUGUUGUAGUGGUAUUUGCACUGCUUGCUGUAAUCAUCAUUUUAGUGGUCGUAAUAUGGAGGAGGAGAAAAUCAAGUGGACAUUAUGAGAUAGGCCUACGGUCAGAAAUGCAGCCGUUAAGCAAUGGGAGCCUUUAGUGAGUUUUAUCUUGUUUUAAUAGGUUGAAAUAUGCUUAAAAUUGAAAAAAGACAAAAUAUUGGGAACAUCAUUGAGGUUACAAUAAAUAAACACAUUCUAUAAAUGUCUGUGGUGUAACCUGUAAGUUAUCUUGUCACAUGACAACAAAAUGUUUUGCGGUAUGUUGGUUAUGGUUAUUUGCUGUACAGUAUCACUCUUAGAAGAAAAUUUUAAAAACUGUGGGGGUAUUCUAUAAAUUUACAUUUACAUUUUUGAAACUUUUUGAAAAGGUUCUAAUUGGAACCUUCGAUUAAAGAGGCAUUAAUGACC
Molecule: messenger RNA, 4994 nt
Organism: Carassius gibelio (silver crucian carp)
Lineage: Eukaryota; Metazoa; Chordata; Actinopteri; Cypriniformes; Cyprinidae
Product: hemicentin-2
Exons: 19
Coding region: 332-4684 (1450 amino acids)
Biological process (GO): cell adhesion
Molecular function (GO): integrin binding
Source: RefSeq, a predicted model, not a curated record